Molecule: messenger RNA, 2314 nt
Organism: Tinamus guttatus (white-throated tinamou)
Lineage: Eukaryota; Metazoa; Chordata; Aves; Tinamiformes; Tinamidae
Source: RefSeq, a predicted model, not a curated record
GUUAUCUGGAGACGAAUACGAAAAAUCUCAACCAAGCCGCAAAGAGAAAAGCCUGGGCUUGCUGUGUCACAAGUUCUUAGCUCGAUAUCCCGAUUAUCCCAGCACCGUCGAGAAUAAUUACAUCUGCCUUGACGAAGUAGCAGAAGAGCUUAAUGUUGAACGUAGGCGCAUAUAUGAUAUUGUGAACGUGCUUGAGAGCCUACACAUGGUGAGCCGCCUUGCCAAGAACAGAUACGCUUGGCACGGGCGACACAACCUCACCAAAACCCUGCAAACCUUGAAAAAAGUUGGAGAAGAGAACAAAUAUACACAACAAAUAGAGAUGCUCAAGAAGAGAGAGUACGAGCAUGAAUUUGACACGGAUGGAGAAGGAAAUGAAGAAAUGGCAAGAUCGUUUGGCUCAGUUGAGCACUCAGAAAUGUGCUUUGUUGAGCUCCCAGGGAUGGAAUUUCGUGCUGCAUCAGUAAAUAGCAGGAAAGACAAGUCUUUACGAGUGAUGAGCCAGAAAUUUGUGAUGCUGUUUCUUGUGUCAACUCCUAAAAUAGUAAGCCUUGAAGUUGCUGCUAAAAUCUUAAUCGGAGAAGACCAGUUUGAAGACUUAGGUAAAAGCAAAUUCAAAACCAAGAUUCGGAGACUUUACGACAUAGCAAAUGUUCUCAGCAGCCUUGAGCUUAUCAAGAAAGUUCAUGUUACAGAGGAAAGAGGUAGAAAACCGGCAUUCAAGUGGACAGGACCUGAGGUCUUGUCAAAUGCUCGGGACACAAAACUUGAAGCCACCUCUGCAACCUGGGUCCCACAUAUCUCCAAAUCCAUCACUUCUAAAGAGCAGUGUUCAAAAAAUCUUUUUCCUUCAAGAGUCAAGCAAACCUUUACACGGCACCCAUCUCUAAUAAAGUUAGUUAAAAGUAUAGAAAAUGACAGAAGGAAGAUCCAGUCUGCUCCGACCAGUCCCGUUAAAAUAAGCGCAAGUAGUGAUGAAAAUUUAUCAACUGUCCCAAGUAAAAUGGCUCAGCUUGCAGCUAUCUCUAAACAUCACCUCGAAGGACAAGCAAAGAGCGCAGAGGAGACGCCAGGGCAAUGGGCUCUGGGCUGCGCGCCGCGCUCGCCCCCGCUGGCCCCGGUGCUGCUGCCCCCCGCCCAGGCGGGCGUCUCGUACGCCCUCUACUUGCACCCGCCGCAAGCGCCCGCGGGGCCAACGUACAGCCCCAGCCUCGUGCUGCAGCCUCUACCCUGCUCCAACGCCCCUGGGAGCAAAAGCAUCGAUUCCAAAGGACCCAAUGGACCCACCACGGCGGGAGGAGAGGAUCACGUAGCGAAAGAAGAGCCCAGAAGUGUCCUGGCGGCUACUGACAGACCAGCUGGACAGCCUGAAACUGUGUCCCACAAGUGCCUUAAAAGAUCACAAGCAUUAGAAGAAAAUAGUCUGAUUAAAAGGUGUAGAAGUGAUGACAAGAGCCCAGAUACUCCUCUGGGAGAAUCAUUAAAAGUGGAAAAACUGCCUUCUAAUGGUUUGCAGGUUAAGCAUGAAACAGACACUUCCCAGAAAGAGAGACAAAACAAAGUUGAAAAAUCGGAUCAAAAUGUGGCAGGUUGCUGUGACCAAUGCAAGAGAGAAGCCAUUCCAGAAGAGGAGGAUAGAACCAAAGCUAAACAAGAAAUACCUUUGACUUUUGCCACUCCUGCUCCUGAGACUUCUUUUCCAUCUCGCUAUCUUAUUCCUUUUCCUCAGUGCAUCCACCAUGGCACCAAGGCAGGUUUCUGCAACAAAGAGAAAGCUGGAAUGUGCCUGUUACAACAUGCUACCUACGGCUCCCCCAUUGCUGGUGUGAUUCCCGUGACAGCACCUGAGCUGAAAACAGUUAACAUUCCUGUUUUCCAUAUAACACCCUUGAACAUAAUGCUGUCGCCCACCUCUCUAGCUGCUGCACCUGUGCUGAGCAACUCCUGCAUCAUUUCAAGCACCACAAGCUCUGCCCAGGCCCCAGGCUCCUCAGUUCUGAACUUCACGCUGCAACAGUUAGGACUGAUACCUGCUGGGGUGCACGUCCCUGCCAAUCCUGUUCUUCAGCACCUGACAAUCUCCUCAAACCCAGAAAGUGUUAGCCAUAGCUCAGAAAACAUAAACUUGAAAGACGAGAAGCCAAGUGGUCCAAAGGAACCCCAAGAGCUCCACGCAGUGAAAGAAAACUUUUUCCGCACACCAGGAGGGCCAAACACAGUAUCUUCAUUUUCUGCAAAUUCAGAUGGUACGGAUGCAAUUUCUCAAGGAACCUUGUACAUUCCUCAAAGAAAACUUGAAGUGGCAGAAGACUGA